Messenger RNA from Eptesicus fuscus (big brown bat), 821 nucleotides. RefSeq names its product zinc finger protein 416-like. The record is from RefSeq and is a predicted model, not a curated record. Bases 105 to 479 code for a protein of 124 amino acids. Gene Ontology annotation, biological process: regulation of DNA-templated transcription. The transcript has 4 exons. Lineage: Eukaryota; Metazoa; Chordata; Mammalia; Chiroptera; Vespertilionidae.
CAGCGUCAGCGCUCUGGUGGCGGAAGGAGCCGUGGGAGGCCGCGUCCCGCCGGGCAGGGCUGUCAGAGGCGGGUUGACCCCCAACCGGCGGGACUGGGGUCCCCAUGCCCCCCGCCUCCUCUCCGCGGACAGAGUUCCCUCAGCGUCACCCCAUCGGCCCUCCCGCCUCGGGGCCGGCGCCGCUCAGCCCCGCAGCCCAGGCCGCAGCGCCCAGAGCAGAUAUGAACUUUGAGGACGUGGCCAUCGCCUUCUCCCAGGAGGAGUGGGGACUCCUUGAUGAGGCUCAGAGACUUCUGUACUGCGAGGUGAUGCUGGAAGUGUUUGCACUGGUCUCAUCUGUAGGUUGUUGGCAUAAAACGGAUGAGGAGGAGGUCUGUCCUGAGAAGACCGUAUCUGUACAAGGGGAGUCACAGGUCAGGGCUUGUGAGACAGCUCCAGCAUCUCAGAGGACCCAUCUGUGUUCGGGGUAUUAUAGAUAAAUCUGCUGAGAAUAUUUCCUUCAGUUCUCUAUAUAAAGGUACGUUUUGCUACUCAAACUGUUUCCAUGUAGGUGGAUGUUUUACAUUUAAAAUAUGCGGAACUGACCCAGAAGAGUCAUCCUCUUUGCCUUCCCACUAACUCACAGUAUGUAAAAAUUCCAGUUUUUCUGCUACCCUGCCAGCACAUGCAGUGGUUAACCUUUCCAAAUAGUAGCCCCAGGAAUGAAUCAAGGGUUAACUCACUUUGGUUUUAAUUCUAUUUAGCUAAGAAAUUUUUAUGGUGUUUUCUCGUGCAUUUAUUUACACUGUCUUUAUCUCUUUUAUUAAAAUGUCAGCUCAGAA